AUGGUUGUUCCAACACGUUAUCGACCAGUUUAUGACUGGUUAUUGACAGUCCAAACGAUCCGCGGAUUCCUGACCGGACUGGGAGUUCGAGACACAGUAAUUAUACAAUCUCUUAUCUCUUAUCUAUUAAGCUUUGGUGCUGAUCGAGGCUAUAAAAAACGUCGUCGUGGUGGGUCCGAAAGUAAUGAUUUAGAAGAUAGAUUGGAAAGUCUUGUUCUUAAAGUUGGAGAAAACCACAUAGAAAGUAAUUUAGAGUUUGCUAGUGUACUCGAUGUGAUAUACAACUUAAAAAAAGUACUCAAAUUAUUAGUAGAAUGUGCAGUUAAUAUGCCGGAAAAGUGUACAAUUUAUUCAACAUUAGUUGGCUUAUUAAAUGCUAAAAAUUACAAUUUUGGUGGUGAAUUUGUAGAAAAUAUUGUACGUUCUUUCAAAGAUAGUUUAAAAAAUAAUUCUUGGAAUGAAGCUAGAGUAGUUCUACGUUUCAUUGGUGAUUUGGUAAAUUGUCAUGUUGUGUCGGCUAGUUCAUUUGUACAAUUAAUGGGUAGUUUAUUAGAUGUUACUAAAGAAGAUGGAGUUCCUAAUGUACGCAAAGACUGGUACUGUUAUGCUGUUAUGUCAUGUUUACCUUGGGUUGGUAGAGAACUAUAUGAGAAAAGAGAAUCCCCUCUUGAAAUGUUGUUGACAACAAUUGAGGUAUAUUUGAAUAAACGUCCAAAAAAGCAUGUUAAUAUGCUGCGGAUUUGGUCCACAGAUGUACCUCAUCCCCAGGAAGAGUACUUGGAAUGCUUGUGGAAUCAGGUUAAAAAACUGAAACACGACAGUUGGACCGAGACCAUUAUACCAAGACCCUACUUGACGUUUGACAAUGUUUUGUGUGAAGCUCUUCAGCAUAAUUUGCCACCAAUCGUGCCACCUCCUCAUCAUAAUGCUUGUGUAUAUCCAAUGCCAUGGGUUGUAUACCGAAUGUUUGAUUAUACAGAUGUCACAGACGGUCACAUUAUGCCUGGAGCUCAUUCCAUUGAACGAUUUUUAGUUGAGGAACAUCUACAACAGAUAAUUGAUAUGUCAUGCAAAAAUAGAAAAGAAUGUGCAACUAAUUUAAUGAAUUUCGUACACAAAAACAAAGUACCUCUAGAGUAUUGUAUUGUUGAAGUGAUAUUCAGUUUGAUGUUUCACCAGCCCAAACCAAAGUAUUUAGAAGUUAUGUUUGGAUCUGUCUUUAUUGAAUUAUCUAAAUUAUCGACUAACACAAUGCCACUUGUGUUGGCUCAGACAACAGAAAUAUUAUACUCUCGUAUAGAAUCUAUGCAUGUCUGUGCUUUUGAUAGGUUUGUAUCAUGGUUUGCAUACCAUUUAAGUAAUUUCAAAUUCAGUUGGUCCUGGCAAGAGUGGGCAGAUUGCUUAGCCUUGGAUCCAGAACAUCCAAAACCAAAGUUUGUGCGUGAAGUUCUUCAGAAAGCCAUGAGAUUAUCAUUUUAUGAGCGUAUGCGUGAUAUUGUGCCUCCAGAUUUUGAACCUUUAUUACCCGAGAAACCGGAACCAAAGUUUAAAUACGCAAUUGAAAAGUCGUCAUUACCUGGUCAAUUUUUAUCAAACACAUUACUUACUAAAAUACGUAACAAGACAACUCCUGAAGAUAUAAUUGAAAUAUUAAAAGAACCAUUGAUGUCGGAAAAUGGAGAAAUUUUGGAGCCAGCAGACAUUGGCAUCUCAAAUCCAACAAAAGUUGAUGCUUUUGUACAAACAUUGUUGUUUAUAGCUAGCAAGUCAUUUUCACAUGCUUUUGCAGCAAUCACAAAGUUCAUUAGUAUAUUUAAGGCCUUAGGAGAAACUGAUGAUGGCCAAUUGCAAAUAUUAAGAAGCACUUUUGAUUUAUGGAGCGCAGAUCAGCAAAUGUUAACUGUACUCAUAGACAAAAUGUUGAAAACGCAGAUUAUUGAAUGCUCAUCAGUGGCAAAUUGGAUAUUCUCAAAAGACAUGAUUCCAGAGUUUACCAAGCUGUAUAUUUGGGAGAUAUUGUCAUUGACCAUCAAUAAGAUGUCCAGACAUGUAGAUCGGUUGACCAGAGAGUUGAAUGAAGCUAGAGAAAAGUUGCGUACAACAGCAGCGAUAUCAAAUAGUUCAGACGACAGUGAUACAGAAACAGAAAAGGCUGAGGCAAAACCUCGACAAUCGACAACUACAACAUUUGGUGGUCAAGGUGUUCCAAUGGACGUAGAUGACAAUGUUACCGAAGAGAUGGUUGAACGUAUGGAGGAGAAAUUAGAAAUGGCACAAGCUGAUCAGAAAAAUUUGUUUUUGAUUGUUUUUCAAGUAUGCCUUUUAUUUUGUUUUCAGCAUCACGAACAAGUGCAGAAAUACAGCAGUACGCUAGAAGGAUUACUUUUCACUCAAGAUCUUGACAUUCAUAUCCUUGAAGUGUUCCAUCAAUUUUUAGCUCUUCGUUCUUAAGUAUUAGUGUUCUUAUCUUAUCUUAAAACAUAACAUUGUGUUUUAGGUUACCCAAAUAUUAUGUAUUCAUUUAAUUACUUGAUAAUCAACAUCAGUGUUGAAUAUUUUUAUAUAGUAUGACAAUUUACAAUAGUUAGGAAACGAAAAAAAAAUUUUUUAUUACUUUAUAAAAUUUACAACAUUACACUGUGUAAUCAUUUUUGUAUAAUAAAUUUCUUACAAAAAAUGUAAGUAAUCUUUAUGAUUGAUAUAUUUCUAACAAUUCGUUGACAUCUUCUUUGGAGCCUAAAAAUAUUGGGCUUCUCUGAUGCAAGGCUGUGGGUUGUAUGUCCAAUAUUGGUAUCUUAC
This is a messenger RNA of Acyrthosiphon pisum (pea aphid), 2799 nucleotides long. RefSeq names its product nuclear cap-binding protein subunit 1-like. The record is from RefSeq and is a predicted model, not a curated record. Gene Ontology annotation, biological process: mRNA export from nucleus; nuclear-transcribed mRNA catabolic process, nonsense-mediated decay. Gene Ontology annotation, cellular component: nucleus; nuclear cap binding complex. Lineage: Eukaryota; Metazoa; Arthropoda; Insecta; Hemiptera; Aphididae. Gene Ontology annotation, molecular function: mRNA binding; protein binding; RNA cap binding.